CGUUUCUCCGCAUGGCUGGAUAAGUAGCUUCGCCAAAUACCAAUCAUAGCAAAGUUCCAAACCAACCUUACGAACCACAUCAGCACUACGCCUUCUUGGUCAAAGCGCCUUGGCGGGGAUUAAUUUUUUCGCCUAUUUCUGACGAAUAGGAUGACUGACGUCCAAUGCUCGCAUACGCUGAUUGCCGUAUAAAGGAAGGAUUGACGAUCUGUCAGCGCUAAUUGACUCGGCAUUGGGACGCUCCACUCCUGGGACUUGUGUGGUUGUAUCCGCUGUCAAGACUCAAGUACGCAUCAUGAAUACAAUUGUAUUAUCUGGAAGUCUUCUGCUUCAGGUCCUGCAGAACGAACCUGUUGACGUGGUGGCAAGAUAGAUAAGGAGUUAUUGAAUAAUACGCACGCGAUUAGAGCUAUCCAAGCCGAUCGGAAAAGUCUACGGAAAGUCCUCUUAGCGAUGGCAUGCAUAAAACCAAGGGUUCCAUUUCAAGUAGUGGGUGGGCUCCAUUGAACUGGACCUUUCCACUGUUGCUUCUGCUUGAGACAGAAUUCUACUCCUGUGCCUGUUCGAUGACCCGUAGUUUGGGUCAUAUUGGUAUAAAGUUCCGGACAAAAGCUUCGUACCGCUCACUCAAUACUCGCCGAAAGCUUACAGUCGGCGCUGACCCUGUGCAGGGAUACACGUCAGGAGGUAUUUUCAUUGCCGAGCUCAAGUAGAACUUCAGGCACGAAACUGUAUCUCGGUCAUGGGUAUAAUGUUGAUUCUUCCGUUUAGCCGUUAGGAGAAGAUAGGACCGUUUGCUUGACAUCACAAACGUCCAAUUCCCACCGCUCUAUCCCUUCUUCAUUCAGCGAGGUUGUUACCUUGAUGUCGCAUUCGUCAGGUUGUGCCGAACGCAUCAGACGAGGUUUCGCAUACGAAUCCCCACACAGGAACCAUACAUGCCAUAAUCAUAUCGGCCAUAUGCCCCAUCUAGGAAACAGCUGUUAGCGUGCCAUACUUUAAUCAAACGUACCGAAGGCCAUCCCCAACAUAGUUAUGGAAAACUCAGCUGGUCUCUAGCCUGGCUGAGCCUCACAUAAUCGACAGAAGUCUCUAUCCAGACCGUUCAUUUCCCUACCACAAGAGCUUCUACAGCUGUUUCCUCGGCGCCUUCCUCCCCUUUCUCAGCAACGAGUUCUCCCCAUUACCACGCCCACCUCUAAACACUCCAUCCCCAU
This is a messenger RNA of Aspergillus pseudotamarii, 1217 nucleotides long. RefSeq lists its product as uncharacterized. The transcript has a single exon. The record is from RefSeq and is a predicted model, not a curated record. Bases 459 to 713 code for a protein of 84 amino acids. Lineage: Eukaryota; Fungi; Ascomycota; Eurotiomycetes; Eurotiales; Aspergillaceae.